Messenger RNA from Fulmarus glacialis (Northern fulmar), 572 nucleotides. RefSeq names its product signal sequence receptor, gamma (translocon-associated protein gamma) (gene SSR3). The record is from RefSeq and is a predicted model, not a curated record. Bases 43 to 444 code for a protein of 133 amino acids. Gene Ontology annotation, biological process: SRP-dependent cotranslational protein targeting to membrane. The transcript is spliced from 4 exons. NCBI's taxonomy places the organism in Eukaryota, Metazoa, Chordata, Aves, Procellariiformes, Procellariidae. Gene Ontology annotation, cellular component: membrane; endoplasmic reticulum.
UGUGUUUUUUUCUUUUAAGGGCUUUACUGGAGGAUAUGGCAUAUGGAUCUUGUUCAGUCUGCAGUCCUGUAUAGCGUAAUGACCCUCAUCAGUACCUAUCUGGUAGCUUUUGCAUAUAAGAACGUCAAGUUUGUUCUCAAACACAAAGUAGCACAGAAAAGAGAAGACGCUGUUUCCAAAGAAGUUACUCGCAAGCUGUCUGAGGCAGACAAUAGGAAGAUGUCUCGUAAGGAGAAGGAUGAAAGAAUUCUGUGGAAGAAAAAUGAAGUUGCAGAUUAUGAAGCAACAACUUUUUCCAUCUUCUACAACAAUACUCUCUUUCUGGUCUUGGUCAUCAUUGCUUCAUUUUUCGUGCUGAAGAACUUCAACCCCACUGUAAACUAUAUUCUUUCUAUAAGUGCUUCAUCUGGACUGAUUGCUCUGCUAUCUACAGGAUCCAAGUAGACAGAAAAAAUCCACAGCAAUUUAUUUCUGUGAGAGGGUUCAACUGCCAUACAAAACUUUAAGAGUGGAAUAGGAAUACAUUUUUUUUAUAGUGUGACUGCUUGGAGUAUGGGGGGGAGGGUUUGAAU